GCCAUCUCCAAUUAUCUCAUAUCUUACCAUCACCGAGUAUUCCCUUACGAUCCUUUUACACAUAUAUUUCAUUUAGUUUUACUUGUUUAUUCAUUCAUUGGUAUAUCAGUCAAGUCAUUCUAGCUUAAGUAUAUGUUCCCAUAUAUUCUCGCCGUCGCAUGUUGCCUUAAUCCUUGCCUUACAUGUCGCCAAACUAUAUGGCAAUCCGAGGUAUUCGUCCAAAUACAAAUCCUGAAGCACGGCCCUGCGAAACCCGCACCCCGCAGUUGGUGCCUCUCAACCAAAUUCCACCGGUGUGGGCAGACAAGCGCGAGUGGGUGUGAGGCAUUUCUCGAUCUUAUGAUAUAGAAGUCGAUCCCGGCUUCGAAGCCAAGGCAUAUAUAAAUAUAAGUAUAGAUAUAUUAU
Molecule: messenger RNA, 405 nt
Organism: Annulohypoxylon maeteangense
Lineage: Eukaryota; Fungi; Ascomycota; Sordariomycetes; Xylariales; Hypoxylaceae
Exons: 1
Coding region: 133-348 (71 amino acids)
Source: RefSeq, a predicted model, not a curated record